AUGAGUUGGCACCAGAGCCUGCCCCAGCGGCUCCCCCACAUUCAGAGGGAGCGCUCGUUGGUAGAGGGAGGCAGAGAGGUGCUCCGGGACCCUUUCCUGAAGAAGAUUUCAGCCGGAUUUCAGCAGGUGAAGCUGGGAGAAAGAGGUGGACGCCGCCGGGAUUUUUAUGAUGCAGGGAUUAACACCAGGCAGGCUAUGGAACAUGUCAGGGAAUCAAAGUCUGGAACAUCUGGGUCUGCCAUUCGUUUGACGGCAAACUUCUUUCGCAUCCUGUCCCGCCCUCAGUGGGUGCUGUAUCAGUACCAUGUGGACUUCAAACCACCAAUGGAAGCUCGUCGCCUGAGAUCUGCCCUCCUCUUUCAGCAUGAGGAAGUACUUGGCUCAGCACGGAGCUUUGAUGGGGCUCUGCUUUUUUUGCCUCGCAGAUUGCACAACAAGGAGACUGUGCUCCACAGCGAGACCAGGCAUGGAGAGAAGGUUCAGAUUACAGUCACCCUGACAAACGAACUGCCACCUACGUCGCCAGUGUGCAUCCAGUUUUACAACAUCAUAUUCAGAAGGAUCUUGAGAAUUCUCGACAUGCAGCAGAUUGGACGCAACUACUACAACCCCAAGGAUCCACUCAACGUCCCACAGCACAAACUGACCAUCUGGCCAGGUUACACCACCACCAUUUUGCAGUACGAGUCAGCCAUUAUGCUGUGCACUGACGUGAGCCACAGGGUGCUGCGCAGUGAGACAGUCCUUGACUUUAUGUACAACAUGAGGCAGAAGGUUGGAGAUCACCGCUUCCCUGAGACCUGCACCAAGGAGCUUGUUGGACUGGUUGUCCUCACCAAGUACAACAACAAAACCUACAGGGUUGAUGAUAUCGCAUGGGAUCACACUCCCAACAACACAUUCACGAGGGGAGACAAAGAAAUUUCCUUUAAGAACUACUACAAGACUCAAUACGGCCUGGAAAUCACUGAUGGAAACCAGGUGCUGCUGGUCAGCCAUGUGAAGAAGAUGGGUCCUUCUGGAGGUCCUCCUCCCGGCCCAGCCAUGCUCAUCCCAGAGCUGUGCUAUCUUACAGGCUUGACCGACAGGAUGCGAGCUGACUUUAACAUCAUGAAGGACUUGAAUGAACAUACCAGAUUGUCCCCAGAGCAGAGGGAGGGACGCCUCACCAAAUUUGUCACUACUAUACAAAAGAAUACUGAUGCACAGGCGGAGUUGGAUAAGUGGGGACUCAGCUUUGAUAAGCAGCUCAUAAAUCUGACUGGCAGAGUCCUUCCAGUCGAGAGGAUUUUCCAGGGACAAAGAUCGUAUGAGUACAACGCCUGGGCUGCUGACUGGGCCAGAGAGAUGCGUGGAAUGCCUGUGAUCAGCUCUCCUCAGCUGAAUAACUGGCUCCUUUUUCACACCCCUCGCAACGCCAACGAAGCUCAGAACCUCCUGCAGGCCCUCAACCGAGUCACAGGUCCACUCGGUAUCCGAAUGCAAAGAGCGAUCCUGAUCAAAUAUGAGGAUCAUCAGGAGGCUCUCCUCAGAGCCCUGCAGAGCAACGUUGGACCACAAACACAGAUGGUUGUGGUGGUCCUCCCCAGCAACAGGAAGGACAAGUAUGACAGCAUCAAGAAGUACCUCUGCGUGGACUGCCCCACUCCCAGCCAGUGUGUGGUUUCCCGUACCAUCAGCCGUCCACAGACAAUCAUGACUGUGGCUACCAAGAUUGCCCUGCAGAUGGCCUGCAAAAUUGGAGGAGAGCUCUGGAGUGUUGAAAUCCCUCUCAAACAGCUGAUGAUUGUGGGCAUUGACUGCUACCAUGACACUACUGCUGGGAAAAGGUCCAUUGGAGCUCUAGUGGCAAGCCUCAACCAGACCAUGAGCAGGUGGUUCUCAAUGUGCGUGCUGCAGCACAAAGGCCAGGAAAUCAUGGACGGACUGAAGAUGGCCUUGAGUUGUGCACUGAAAGACUAUCUGAAGUUCAACGGCCACCUGCCUUCGCGCAUCAUAGUGUACCGAGACGGAGUGGGAGACGGCCAGCUAUACAGCGUUGUCAACUAUGAGGUUUCUCAGAUCAAGGAUUCCAUCAAGUCCAUGGGGCACGACUACAUGCCCAAGCUGAGUGUGGUGGUGGUGAAGAAGCGCAUCAGCAGCAGGUUCUUCGCCCACAUCAACGGCAAGGUGUCCAACCCUCCCCCAGGCACCGUUGUUGACUCUGAGGUCACACGUCCAGAGUGGUAUGACUUCUACAUUGUGAGCCAGGCUGUCCGCCAAGGAAGCGUCAGCCCAACCCACUACAAUGUUGUGUACGACACUAGUGGACUGAAGCCUGAUCACAUGCAGCGACUUACCUACAAGCUGUGUCACAUGUACUACAACUGGCAGGGGAUCAUCCGUGUGCCUGCUCCCUGCCAGUACGGCCCACAAGCUGGCUUUUCUCGUGGGAGGAGCAUCCACAGGCAGCCCAAUGUGAAACUGAACACUGCUCUUCUAUCUUUAAGGAUAAAAUGUUAUUUGUUUUGCCUUGAAGUUUCCUUGUGA
Molecule: messenger RNA, 2529 nt
Organism: Plectropomus leopardus (leopard coralgrouper)
Lineage: Eukaryota; Metazoa; Chordata; Actinopteri; Perciformes; Serranidae
Source: RefSeq, a predicted model, not a curated record